Messenger RNA from Penicillium longicatenatum, 615 nucleotides. RefSeq names its product Hsp20/alpha crystallin family protein. The record is from RefSeq and is a predicted model, not a curated record. Gene Ontology annotation, biological process: protein folding; response to heat; response to salt stress. NCBI's taxonomy places the organism in Eukaryota, Fungi, Ascomycota, Eurotiomycetes, Eurotiales, Aspergillaceae. The transcript has a single exon. Bases 1 to 615 code for a protein of 204 amino acids.
AUGUCUUUCCUGACCUGCGCCUCUGACCUCUCGCCGCUAUUCCAGCUGCUUGAUAACUACGAUAAGCAUGAGCGCCGCCAGACACGCCCCACUCCUCGCCGCACCUUUACUCCAGCUUUCGAUGUCCGUGAGCUGGCUGAUGCCUACUAUCUAGAUGGCGAGCUGCCCGGCGUGAGCCAAGAACAUAUCGAUAUUGAAUUCAGUGACCCCACAACUCUGGUCAUCAAAGGCCACACUGUGCGAGACUACAAGGACACGGAGCCCGCUGCGGAGCCCCAGGAGUCCUCGCCCCGUUGGCACCAACCCACUGUCGAAGAUGAAGAUGAGGAUUCUGAUUCCAACUCCGAUUCCUCAGCUUCUGUGAUCUCAGCAAACUCUGCAACCUCCGCCAAAUCUGCAGCUUCCACCAAGUCCACUACAAUUCCAGCGCAGGCCCAGCCCUCAAAGUUCCACUACUGGGCUUCGGAGCGUUCCAUUGGCGAAUUCCAGCGCACUUUCACCUUCUCUACUCGUGUCAAUCAGGAUGCAGUGCGUGCCAGCUUGAGGAACGGUAUCUUGUCUGUUGUUGUGCCUAAGGAGACUGCACCCAAGCCUAAGAAGAUCCGCAUUCAAUAG